AUGGGUCUUCUCCAGGACUCCUCCCUCGAAGUUCUCGAUCUUCUCAGCCGCCUUGGCCUGAGCGGCCUUUCUCCUCCAGUCAGAGGUAUUAUUGCUACUGCUGGCCAGGACUUCAAGAAGCACGCUCUUCUUGAAGACUUAUUCCCCGAACUUGAGGACCUGCUUAACCGUCUCGGCCUCAGUGGUGUUUUCCCUCCCGUUGGCAACAUCGUCGCUACCGCUGGUCAAGACGUCAAGAAGCGUCAAGAUGUCGGUCUUCUCGCCCCCUCUCUUGAGGUUGCUGCCCUGCUCGCUUCGCUCGAUCUUGGAAGUCUUUCUCCUCCCGUUGACGCUGGCUUUGCCAGCGUUGGCCAAGACGUAUAA
This is a messenger RNA of Aureobasidium musti, 363 nucleotides long. Lineage: Eukaryota; Fungi; Ascomycota; Dothideomycetes; Dothideales; Saccotheciaceae. The record is from the annotation of a GenBank genome assembly.